CGGUAGCGGUGCUCUUCCAAUCCCGCAGCACUUGUCCUGCCUGCGGUCACAUCUUGUUGCCAGAACUUCAAUGACGCGGUGACACUGGAUUUCUUUGUUAUUCAUUCACGCUCUGCGGCUUUUCCUUCAUUAAAUCGCGUUUAUUUUGCAAAGCAUCUCACCGGGGCCCACACCCAGUGUUGCCGCAUUCCGUAUCCAUCCUCGCAGGCCAUUUGGAGUCGCUUUUGGAUGUUUUGUUGCGGAUCUAUGAGCCGUAGUUAAGACCUCUGUAAGGAUAAGAUUCCUAUUUAGAAACUGUUAGAUAAUAACGUCGUGUGGUACGUUUGUUGUACGUUUAACAGCUGCUUCUUGUUAUUUAUCCAAUCGUUGUCUUCUGUUGUGGCGAGACAUUUUCCGUCCGUGUUCAUGCCAGAUCUGCAGCGCUUUAGUUUUCCAUAUCAUAGCAUGAAUCCUUUGUUGGGGGCCAACACGCAUCUCCAACACCAGCCACAGCCGAUCCAAACGCCCGGACAUCUGGACUCUCCCUCAGGCCUCCUGCCCGACCUCGUCUUUAGUGGACGGGACCCGGCGGCCUUCGUGCUGGAUGAGCAGCCUGAUCAGUCUGGGCCUGACCUCGCCGCACCCUCACAGACCUCACCCUACCUCCACCACAAUCACAGCAGCCACUACCAGCACCGCGCUGUGCCGCAUCCACCUGCAGCCAUGGCACUCAGAAACGACCUAGGAUCCAACAUCAGUGUGCUCAAAACUCUCAAUCUGCGGUUUAGAUGCUUUUUGGCCAAAGUGCACGAGUUAGAGCGCAGGAAUAAGAUUUUAGAGAAGCAGCUGCAACAGGCGCUGGAUGCCAACAAAGGUAGUCAAGGGGGAUGCUGUGAGAAUAGGGCUCAUACCCAGGAAGCAGGUGUGCAGACUGGAUUUGUUGGUACUAUACCGCUCAGGCCUGGCUCCCUCCCCUUCCUCAACACCAACAACUCAGCCAGGAGGCCUACAACACUCUUCACACCACCACUCACAUCAUCCUUCUCACCUGCAGCUGCUGAGAACACCAGUUCAACAACUAACCCAUCCAUCAUUAUUAGCCAGUCCUCUCCCUGCAUGGACUCCCCUGGUGCUGGCUCUAGAACUGUCUCCAAUGGCACCAUGGGCCCAGGCUGCUCUACCAACCCUCCUCCACGGUUCCUCCCGGGCACCAUCUGGUCCUUCAACCACACCCGCAAGUUUGGCACCGGUGUGGAGCGUCUGACCAGCCCAGGAGUGUCCUGGGUGCACCCAGAUGGAGUUGGUGUCCAGAUUGACACCAUCACCCCAGAGAUCAGAGCCCUCUAUAAUGUCUUGGCCAAAGUGAAGAGGGAGAGAGAUGAGUAUAAACGCAGAUGGGAAGAAGAAUAUACAAUGAGGAUGGAUCUGCAACAGAAGAUUGCAGACCUGCAAGAGGACCUGCAUGAGAGUGAAGGCUGCCAGGAUGAGCUGGCUCUCAGAGUUCAGCAGCUGAAGGCAGAGCUGGUUCUCUUCAAAAGCCUCAUGAGCAAUAACGUGUCAGAAUUGGACACUAAGAUCCAGGAGAAAGCCAGGAAGGUGGAUAUGGACAUCUGCCGCAGGAUUGAUAUCACUGCUCGUCUGUGUGACGUCGCUCAGCAGAGGAACUGUGAAGACGUGAUCCAGAUGUACCAGGUUCCUAACCCCCAGUCAUCCCUAAACUGUAGACGGAAACAAACCCCUCUGUCGUUUAAUGGGAACGAAUGCGAUGAGCCUGUCAGCACCUCUGAAAGUGAUGGAGUUGUGGUCAAAGAUGAGGAACAAUGUGGUUCAUCAGCCAAUCAGAUCAAUGAGGAGAUGCAGAGGAUGCUGAACCAGCUACGUGAAUGUGAGUUUGAGGAUGACUGUGACAGUUUGGCCUGGGAGGAGACUGAAGAGACUCUGCUUCUUUGGGAGGACUUCCCAGGAUGCACUCUGCCCCUGGACCCCACCCAUUCAACAGGAGAGGAGGACUGUCUUGAAAAGGUGAUUAGUGACACAGAAUGCCUGUUUAAGUCCAGAGAGAAGGAAUACCAGGAGACGAUUGACCAGAUUGAGCUGGAACUGGCCACAGCUAAGAGUGACAUGAACCGACACCUGCACGAGUACAUGGAGAUGUGCUCAAUGAAGAGAGGCCUGGAUGUUCAGAUGGAGACCUGCAGGAGGCUCAUCACGCAGAGCGGAGACAGCUCUGCGGUAUCGGUGUCCUCUGAUGAGAGUGACCAGAGAGACAACGACAAGUCUUCAGCAUCUUCCAGCGCUGGGAGAUCUUGACACCUCCUAACCCUGGCAGUAAGGCAGGCCGUGGUCAUGUGACCACCACCGCAUCCAUCUACAAUACCACACCAACACAAUACACACUUGGUUCUAUGGCACCACCAUAUUUCCACAUCAGUCUUUUCAUUUACUGACUCAUAUUGCUUGUUCAUGUGUCAUCCAGACAAAUUGGCUUUGGUCUGAGGAGACGUUGAGCACUAAAACUUUGACUGAGUAGCAGAGCUGGGUUAUUGUCAGUAUGUACACAUGUCACUGCCCUGCAGUAAUAGCAGGACCUUUUCAUCUUGUGUUAGACAGCAGUUGUUGGUGAAUUGAAUCUUCUAAUGAAGAAUUAUCCUGUGAAGAUUCAGCAGGUUGAAUAUUGUAAAUUUAAUGCGAGCUAAUUGUCUGAUGUCCCUCUGAUGGCGUGAGGCAGCGCUCUAGGCUAGAGAAGAGCAUAGCUUGACCAACAAGCACUUGUUAACCUGGCAUCUUACAAUAAUCUAGCACAUUUUCAUAACUGUGUCAUGGCUCUGACAACUUUAGAGCUACAUCUACACAAUGUAGUCUUAUAAUUUACAAUCUGUCAGCAAACCAACAACAAAGAGCAGCAGAUACAGUUGAAGCCAGAGGUUUACAGGCACUUAGGUUGAAGUCAUUAAACCUUUUUUUAACCACUCCACAGAUGUCAUGUUAAACUCUCAUUUUGGUAAUUCAGUCAGGAAGUAUUUUAUGCAUGACACACAAGUAAUUUUUCCAACAGUGGUUUACAGACAGAUUAUUUCACUGAUCGUUCACUAUAUCACAGUUCCAGGGGGUCAGAAGUUUACAUACACUCAGUCGACUGGGCCUUUAAACAGCUUGGAAAAUUCUAGAAAAUGAUGUCA
This is a messenger RNA of Monopterus albus (swamp eel), 3158 nucleotides long. RefSeq names its product intermediate filament family orphan 1. Bases 406 to 2289 code for a protein of 627 amino acids. The transcript has 9 exons. NCBI's taxonomy places the organism in Eukaryota, Metazoa, Chordata, Actinopteri, Synbranchiformes, Synbranchidae. The record is from RefSeq and is a predicted model, not a curated record.